UUGUACAUUAAGAUAUUAUUUUAAAAUAACCAUAUCAGUAUAUAGUUAAUUGUAUGAAAAUGGUUGCCAUUUUCUCUAUGUUAGUCAUCUUUUUAUUAUUUCCUUAAGUUAAUAUGCCUGCAGCGUGACAGCUGUUAAUAUAUUUGAAAAAUAAUAAUAGAAAAAAUAAAAAUAAUAAUUAGGAUAAAGUAUCUGCUGUCACUGUUUGACUUCUCAACCCAUGUUCAAACUGCAUGUAAGUUAUUUUCGUUAGCAGAGGAUCGCUGCGACACAUUUCUAGAAGGAUAUCUAAGUAAGUUAUAAAAAAAUCAUAUUUGAUAGUAUUUCAAAUAUCUAAUAGCUGAUUUACAGAUAUAUCUAUACUAUUAGCUGGUCAAACUUUUAAAAAAGUUGAAUAAUGUGUAUGGCAAGGACAACACAUAGCAUCUCGGUGUUCAUUUUAGUACUCCAGUAACGUUAGUUGUAAAAUUUAAAAAUGGUUUAGGCAUCUCUUCCAUGUCCAUUGCAUACUUUGAUCCUAAUGUCUACUUGAUGUGCUGCAGAUCUCUUACCAAACCUCAUUUCUAAGAGCAGAUUGAGUGUCAUCUGAAGUGAGAAUUAGAAGCUUUAGAUACACAUGGCCUCAAAGUCCAAGAGCUCAGACUGGCAUCUUCGUGAACAGAUCAGGGACCUGCUACCACUGCGGGGGAAGCUGGUGCUUGUGUCGAAACAGUGUGAAAAGAAGAUUCUGGAGCAGAGAGUUCAGGAAAGAGAAGAGAUCCGAACUCUGAAGCGAGAGAGUCAGCGUCUGCAGCGUGUCAUUGAGAGUAUGAGAGAACAACAGACUGCUCUGCAGAUUCAGGACACAACUGGAAGACACGAAGUGUUCCUGAGUCUAGUUAAAAAACAAGCUACUUCUGAGAGGCCGCAGUACAACAGUGAGCUGAGAGUGCAACUGGAAUGCAAAGGAGAAAUGGAUGCAGAGCACCUCUGGGCUGCCUUCAAGACUAUCCAUCCCUCACUGGAUUCUGAAACUCUGGACUGGAAUAUCAGUGUAGUUUUUUCAGACAAAGCGGUGUGAAUUACAAGCUCUAGCUUUGAACGCAGAAGUUGUGCUACAGCGUCUCUCUGUGGCUAAUGUAAAAAGGGCAGGGCCAAAGCGAUGACCAUUUGUUACAAGCACAUUUCCAAUCUUUUUAUAUAGCACACUACUACAUAUACAAACCAACCACAGCACUAAGGUAUAGAAACACCUCUGUAUUCAUAGUUUGCAUAUUGUUAUGUAAUUAGAUAAAUCACAUAUCGAGAAUGAAACAGUAAUACAAUUAUUUUAAAAUAUAAUUUAAAAUGCUUCUGUAUGUUGCUUUAACAUGUUUUUGCUUAAAAAGAAAAGUUACCGCCAUGCUUGUUAUAUUGAUCUUUUAUAUCUAAAUCAACGAAGCUCUAUUAAUUUGUACUGUCCACUACAGAUUACUUAUUUUCAGGUCAGUAAAUGGUACCUUUAUAUUUAUUUGCUUGUCAGUUUUAUUUAAUGUAUUUUAUUUUAUUUAAUUGAAUGUAAUUUAUUAUAAACAAGAGCUCCAUUUUUCACAUGGUAAAUGCAAAGAAGCACUGCAUUUGUGAGACUAAUUGAAAACUAAACUGAAAUUUUCUGCACAUGUAAUUUUAUUUAACAGAACAGAAUUUAAGCUUUAUU
Molecule: messenger RNA, 1675 nt
Organism: Carassius auratus (goldfish)
Lineage: Eukaryota; Metazoa; Chordata; Actinopteri; Cypriniformes; Cyprinidae
Product: translin-associated factor X-interacting protein 1-like
Exons: 4
Coding region: 617-1060 (147 amino acids)
Source: RefSeq, a predicted model, not a curated record